AUGUCAUCCACCGCUUCCAAAAGGGCCGGAUCAGCCGGCUCAUGGUCGUUCUCCCAGCCAGAGGACCAGAGCGAAAUCGCACCUGCUUACUACAAAACCUCACCUCCGCCGCACUGGUCUAAUGUAUCCAAGUCGUCGAGCACAGCUGCAACGCUCGACGUGUCUCGAAGAAAGUUCAAGUCUCCCUGGCCAUCUGCCUCCCCUCAUGGCAUCCUUGGCUUUCUCCGUGCUCGAUUGUUUGACUGGGACGAAGUGCCUCUGCCUCCCAAAAUCGCAUCUUCUGCGGGCAGCGCCAUCCUUCCUCCCGUCAACAAGCCAACAUGGACAGCAGUCAGCGCAGUUGGCCCGGAAGAGGAGAGCAUUACGUUCACUUGGCUCGGACAUGCCAUUUGCCAUCUUCAGAUUCCCAUCGGCAACGGCAAGAUAGUCACCAUCCUUUGCGAUCCCGUCCUCUCUCGACGCGUGUCUCCAGUGCAAUGGUUUGGCCCCGAGCGCUACACAGAUGCUCCUGUCACUGUAGAGGAGAUCGCUCAGGCUACCGAACAGGAAGGCAAGAAUGCCUGGCCGGACCUUCUCGUCCUCUCGCACAACCACUACGAUCACACCGACUACACGACCAUCCAGAAGCUCCUGAACCCUUCUUCCUCCGGUGUCAAGCGACCCCACGUGUUCUGCACGCUCGGCACAAAGCCAUGGUUCCAGUCAAACUUUGGCUUGACCGAUGCCGAGGUGACGGAAUGCGACUGGUGGCAGCAGAGCACGGUCUCGUUGGCUGACGAAGCGGUCCUCAAGCUCACCUGCGUUCCCGCACAACACUUCUCGGGUCGAGGUGCGUUUGAUCGCGAUCGCACGCUGUGGGCAGGCUGGACGUUCCACGCCAUCUCUGACGCUUCCAGCAAGGCAAGCGUUUACUUUGCCGGUGAUACAGGAUACCGUUCUGUGCCAAGGGGGAUGCCAAAGGAGAAGGAGGAUACACUUCCAACAUGUCCCGCGUUCAAGGAGAUUGGCGAAGCGCUCGGUCCAUUCGACGUAUCUCUGAUCCCUAUCGGAGCGUAUCUCCCACGAAACGUCAUGUCGACUAUCCAUCUUGCACCGCAAGACUCGGUCCUGGUGCAUCGCGAUGUCAAGAGCAGAAAAUCAUUCGGUAUCCACUGGGGAAGUUUCCGUUUGACUCCAGAAGACGUCAAUGAGCCGCCCAAGCUCCUGAUCGAGGAAGCGAAACGCCAAGGAAUCGAUCCGAACGAGUUUGCUACCAUCCAAAUCGGUGAGAGCGUUUCCAUCCCCGUCUCGAAGUCCACCAAACCCGUCGAUCAAGGGAAGGACGGCGAACCGCUGCCCGAAUCCAAACUCGGCACGAAGCAGCAUUGGGACUCAGUCUACGCGCGCGAAGUAUCCAACUUCAACGAGAUCGGCGAAGAAGGCGAAGUCUGGUUCGGAGAAGACGCGGUCAUGCGCAUGAUCCGUUUCGUCGAACAAUACUACAGCGAAACACUGGCCGACAAGUUUUCGACCGACUCAGCACCGACAAUUCUGGACCUGGGGACGGGAAACGGACACCUGCUGUUCGAGAUGCUCGAAUCCUCAGCCGAUCUCGAGGACAUCAUCAACGCCGAAAGAUUGGUCGGAAUCGACUACUCUCCUGCGUCGAUCGAGUUGGCUCGAUCCAUCGCGCAAAAAAGGGGCGGUGACUGCGAGCGCGUCAAGUUCACAACCGCCGACCUACUCGACUCCACCUCGGUAGACCAACUGUUCAGCAUGCCUCGCUCCCAGCUCGACGCAGAACAAGGCUGGGACAUGGUCUGCGACAAAGGCACGUUGGACGCAAUCGCCCUCUCCUCCCAACCCGUCAACGGUUCCCUCCCCAUCGACCUCUACUCCAACGCCGUCAACAAACUCGUCAAGACGGAUGGCAUCUUCCUGAUCACCUCUUGUAACUUCACCGAGCAGGAACUCAUAGCAAGGUUCACAUCAAGAGGCUUCGAGGUGGAACAAGUGCUUCCCACACCCUCGUUCACCUUCGGUGGUGCAAAAGGCUCGACGACCACUUCGAUCGCUUUCAGGAAAGUCUAA
Pseudozyma hubeiensis SY62 is the source of this 2070-nucleotide messenger RNA. Its product is annotated as methyltransferase MppJ. Gene Ontology annotation, cellular component: cytoplasm; membrane-bounded organelle. NCBI's taxonomy places the organism in Eukaryota, Fungi, Basidiomycota, Ustilaginomycetes, Ustilaginales, Ustilaginaceae. Gene Ontology annotation, molecular function: N-acylphosphatidylethanolamine-specific phospholipase D activity; methyltransferase activity. The transcript has a single exon. The record is from RefSeq and is a predicted model, not a curated record. Bases 1 to 2070 code for a protein of 689 amino acids. Gene Ontology annotation, biological process: N-acylphosphatidylethanolamine metabolic process; N-acylethanolamine metabolic process.